Messenger RNA from Nannospalax galili (Upper Galilee mountains blind mole rat), 1650 nucleotides. RefSeq names its product glycerol kinase-like. The record is from RefSeq and is a predicted model, not a curated record. The transcript has a single exon. The coding region runs from base 1 to 1650 and encodes 549 amino acids. Gene Ontology annotation, biological process: triglyceride metabolic process; glycerol metabolic process; glycerol-3-phosphate biosynthetic process. Gene Ontology annotation, molecular function: glycerol kinase activity. NCBI's taxonomy places the organism in Eukaryota, Metazoa, Chordata, Mammalia, Rodentia, Spalacidae. Gene Ontology annotation, cellular component: mitochondrion.
AUGGCAGACGCGAAGAAAGCGGUUUGGGGGCCGUUGGUGGGGGCAGUGGACCAAGGUACAAGCUCAACACGUUUCUUUGUUUUCAAUCCCAAAACAGCUGAAGUGCUUACUCAUCAUCAAGUAGAAAUAAAACAGGAGUUCCCAAAAGAAGGAUGGGUAGAGCAAAACCCCAAGGAGAUCCUGCAGUCUGUCUAUGAGUGUAUAGAGAAAACGUGUGAGAAACUUGGACAGCUCAGUAUUGACGUUUCCAACAUAAAAGCUCUUGGUGUCACCAACCAGAGGGAAACUACAGUGGUCUGGGACAAGUCAACUGGAGAACCUCUCUACAAUGCCGUGGUGUGGCUUGAUCUAAGAACCCAGUCUACUGUGGAGAAUCUCAGUAAAAGUAUUUCAGUACAUAAUAACUUUAUCAAGACCAAGACAGGUCUUCCACUUAGCACUUACUUUAGUGCGGUGAAACUUCACUGGCUCCUUGACAAUGUGAGAAAAGUUCAAAAGGCUGUGGAAGAAGGCAGGGCUCUUUUUGGAACUAUUGACUCAUGGCUUAUCUGGAAUAUGACAGGGGGAGUCAACGGAGGUGUCCACUGUACGGAUGUAAGUAACGCCAGCAGGACCAUGAUUUUCAACAUCCAUUCUUUGCAGUGGGAUGGAGAGCUCUGCAAAUUUUUUGGAAUUCCAAUGAGCAUCCUUCCCAGAAUCCGGAGUUCUUCUGAGAUCUAUGGCCUGAUGAAAACUGGGGCCUUGGAAGGUGUGCCAAUAUCUGGGUGUUUGGGGGACCAGUCUGCUGCUUUGGUGGGACAACUGUGCCUCCAGGAUGGACAAGCCAAAAACACGUAUGGAACAGGCUGUUUCUUAUUAUGUAACACAGGACAGAAGUGUGUAUCUUCUGAGCAUGGCCUUCUGACCACAGUGGCUUACAAGCUUGGCAGAGAGGAACCAGUCUGUUACGCACUGGAAGGUUCAGUAGCUAUAGCUGGUGCUAUGGUUCGCUGGCUAAAAGACAAUCUUCAAAUCAUUAAUAAUUCAGAAGAUAUCGAAAAAUUGGCUAAAGAAGUGGGUUCUUCUUAUGGCUGUUACUUUGUUCCAGCAUUUUCAGGAUUAUAUGCACCUUAUUGGGACCCCAGUGCAAGAGGGAUCAUCUGUGGACUUACUCAGUUCACCAAUAAAUUCCAUAUUGCUUUUGCUACAUUAGAAGCUGUCUGCUUCCAAACCCGAGAAAUUUUAGAUGCCAUGAACCGUGACUGUGGAAUUCCACUCAAACAUUUGCAGGUGGAUGGUGCAAUGACCAACAACAAAAUUCUUAUGCAGCUCCAAGCAGACAUUCUGUGCAUUCCAGUGAUAAAACCCUCCAUGCCAGAAACAACCGCACUGGGAGCUGCCAUGGCAGCUGGAGCCGCAGAAGGAGUCAGUGUGUGGAGUCUGGAACCCCAGGACUUAGAAGUUAUGCAGUUGGAGCGAUUUGAACCUCAGAUCAAUGUUGAGGAAAGUGAAAAUCGCUACUCUACAUGGAAAAAGGCUGUAAUGAAGUCAAUGGGUUGGGUUAUGACUCAGUCUCAUGAAAAUGAUGACUCCAAUAUCUUCAAUAGUCUGACUUUGGGCUUUUAUGUAGUGAGUAGCAUGGUACUAUUAAUUGGAGCAAGGUACAUCUAA